Molecule: messenger RNA, 1405 nt
Organism: Syngnathoides biaculeatus (alligator pipefish)
Lineage: Eukaryota; Metazoa; Chordata; Actinopteri; Syngnathiformes; Syngnathidae
Product: B- and T-lymphocyte attenuator-like
Exons: 7
Coding region: 172-978 (268 amino acids)
Biological process (GO): immune response-regulating cell surface receptor signaling pathway
Cellular component (GO): plasma membrane
Molecular function (GO): signaling receptor activity
Source: RefSeq, a predicted model, not a curated record
UACGUCACUACGUAAGCGCGGUCAUAAACCAGACAUUAGGCAAUAACUAUCAUGAACACACCGGGGCGUUGUUGAUCGAAAAUACCUCGAGCAGUUUCUCUGUUGAGCGUGUGGUUAAAAUAUGAGCGUGCAUAGUUUGCUGCAAGGGGAAAAUGAGUGUUGCCUCCAAUCAUGAAGCAAUCCUGGCAUGUGCUGCUUGCCUCCAUUUUGGCAGUCCAGCAUCUCACUUCAAGCAGCGAUGGAGAAGACUGCCUGCAAAUCAUUCGGCACGAAGAUGUUCAUAACGUUUCAGUUGGGGCAAACUUAAAGAUGAACUGCACAUACCGGUAUAUUAAUUGUUCUACUUCAUCGUACGUCUCCUGGCACAAGUUGGAAAACAGAAUGUAUGUGCCAGUGAUCAAUGACACUCGGACUGAGGUGAAACCAGUCCAGGUAAACAAUUUUGAAACCAUAUUGUUACUCAAUUUCACAAAUAUACAAAUGAGCAAUGCAGGUUUCUAUCGCUGUCAAAGUGAAUUUACCUUUGGUCAAAACAUCAAAGUGUCCGUGCACGACAUCUCUGUGGUGAGCAACAUCUCACCGACGAAUGAAACGACCAUGACGGUGAAAAGGCGGUGGAUGUAUGUGUACUCCGCCGUCGGUACACUGGCCUUUGUCAUCGGAAUCAUUUUCAUUUCGGUCAUUUCCAUGCAGCGGUGCAAAGGCAACUCACAGAGAGAGACGCAAAGUGAAAAUCAAGACUUUUCUGUGCUAAAGCCGACGGCUAGCGCCAGACCACACGCUACGCAAACCUCCCCUGGCAGCUUCGCGUACAACAGGAUGGCUUCCAAAGAGGAAAAGGGUUCAGAAGCGAGGACAGAGACCGACGGAAACGUCGUUGUGUACGCCGCGCUCCAUCAUCAGCCGCCCGCCGGUGCGCCCCCGCGACCGAGGCGGCCCAGAGAGGAAAGUUCAGAGUACGCGGACAUUCGAGUAUGAUGCCACGCACUGCUGCUGGUGGAAGAUCAGCUUUUCUCCCACAUUCAAGUCGGUGAAGAGACCAUUUUCACAUGAGACUGUAACCACCAGCUUCCUCUUUCCUUUGUAGGAAAGAGACGCGACCUUCUGGUUUAUUGUCAAGAAUUUAAGGUAGUGAGAUCCAAAAAGUUCUUCGAAUAAGCGGAAGGUGACAGAGGUUGCACAAAUCAUGUGGGCGUGCGACGAGGGUGUGAAACUGCAGUUUAUGAAAGUUGUCAUGACAGCCCCUGUUUUUUUUUUUUUAGCAUUAUUGUUGUCAAGAAUUACAGCCAGGCACAAAAUUCAAAGCUUUUCCUUUCCAACGUGUAAACUUUAUGCUGCCAGAAAAAAAAUGGAUGUGCUUACGAAAUAAAAUGGAAUAGAUUUACAAAACAAGAACAUCAAGCAA